UUACAUUGUGUGCAUGUUUGCGAGUGUACACUUCUUUGAGGGCGUGUAUGUGUGUGUAGGGUGGGGGUGAGGCCUCCACUUUUACCGGGACGCCUGCGGCAGCUGUCCCUUGGCAUGUCAGCAGGGGUGUCACAGUCCUGUUGCAGAGGGUGAGUGAACCGAGGCUGCUGCCUGCAGUGUCCACAAAGACGUAUCCUCUCUGCGUUCGACUCGACCGGGACCUGCCACCACAACCAUGGAGGAUCAGUACCAGUACAACGCCACUGAGGAGAAGAUUGUGAAGGACAGCCACACGAAAGAAAUCGAUCUGAUUAACAGAGACCCCAAGCAGAUCAAUGAGGACGUGGUGAAGGUGGAGUUUGAGGAUGUCAUUGCAGAGCCGGAUGGGACGCACAGCCUGGAUGGAGUGUGGAAGCUCAGCUACACCACCUUCACCGUGUCAAAGUAUUGGUGCUACCGCGUUCUCUCCGCCAUCUUCGGCAUCCCGGUCGCUCUGCUCUGGGGCUUCCUGUUCGCCUGCAUCUCCUUCUGCCACAUCUGGGCUGUGGUUCCCUGCAUCAAGAGCUGUCUGAUCGAGUCGCAGUGCAUCAGCCGCAUUUACUCCCUCUGCAUUCAGACCUUCUGUGAUCCCUUCUUUGAAGCUCUGGGCAAGGUUUUCAGCAGCGUGCGUGUGGCACUGCAAAAAGAGGCCUAGGAACUCCCCACAGCACAGCGUUAAAGUGUGAUCAGAUGAGGUGUGGUGUCUUUUUAUACAACCUAAACUAAGUCCUGGCAUCUUUGCUUUCCAACUGACUCAUCCUCCUCCCGUUGUAACAUGCUGUGUCUCCACCCUCCUGACUCAGACUCACAGAUCUGAAAGCCCACUGUGCAUUUUGCCACCAGAAGCGCAGUGACAGCUGCAGCAGGCGGUCUACGUGGUGACAGCUCCGGCACUUCUAGGUCUUCCUCACUGAGGAAGAAGACGGCAGGCUGUCACGAGAAGACUCUGGGUGUCCACAUUUACUUGUUUCACAAUAAAAGCUGCUUGUUCGCAAGAAACAAGAGAAAAAUCCCCAAACCUUUCUGCACUUGUGAAUGAUGUUUAUGAGUUACACGUCAAAAGCUUGUUUUGAAGCUUUGGUUUGGUUCUGGUUUCAAUUAACUUUAUUUUGUUCACAAUAAAGGUUAAAAGUAUGAAAGAAUGGAAAAACAUGUGAAAACAGAUGGACAUAGACAGUCGUCUUUCACAACAAUGCAAUCAGUUGAAUUUUAAGCUUAUUUGUUUUUAAUAUUUUGGCUCAUGUUUGGCUGCAAAGAUAAGAGUGUAUUUUAAAUGAAUAGUCCAAGGCAAACUAAUUUGGAAAAACUUUAUUACUGUUAUUUGGAUAGUUAAAUUAUAAAAUUAUUUACAGUAUUAUAAUAACAGAUAUGUUUGAAAUGCUGCAUUUCACACUGAUGGAAAAGUAUUUGGUUACAAGCAUGAAGCUAAAAUUUUUUCCAGAAGCUUUUGAGCUCAUUUAAAGUAAAAGUUUGAUUCAGUCUUAUUUUGAAAGGGCUUAGCCAUCCUGACCAGUGAACUGUGACCCACUACAGGAUGCUGUUGUGAGUCUUUAUUGUGUGUCUCAGACCCAUUUUUGAUGGUUCAGUGCCACCACUAACAUUUUUUUUUUUGUAACCUUGUUGUGUUCCAUUCUGGCUUAUUUCUAGUCUUUUAUUUCUCUACAAGAAAAUACACACUGACUUUAGCUGCUGCUCAGAAAAAGACACUAUGUUAAACUGUUUUGCAAUAAAUUGAAACUGUGUUAUUCAAAAA
This is a messenger RNA of Nematolebias whitei (Rio pearlfish), 1792 nucleotides long. It is a transcript of the gene cav3, whose product is annotated as caveolin 3. Gene Ontology annotation, molecular function: transmembrane transporter binding; molecular adaptor activity; connexin binding. The transcript is spliced from 2 exons. Gene Ontology annotation, biological process: regulation of membrane potential; caveola assembly. Bases 236 to 694 code for a protein of 152 amino acids. Gene Ontology annotation, cellular component: caveola. The record is from RefSeq and is a predicted model, not a curated record. NCBI's taxonomy places the organism in Eukaryota, Metazoa, Chordata, Actinopteri, Cyprinodontiformes, Rivulidae.